Messenger RNA from Daucus carota subsp. sativus, 2505 nucleotides. RefSeq names its product ATP-dependent RNA helicase-like protein DB10. Gene Ontology annotation, cellular component: nucleus; cytoplasm; ribonucleoprotein complex. The record is from RefSeq and is a predicted model, not a curated record. Gene Ontology annotation, molecular function: RNA binding; RNA helicase activity; ATP binding. Lineage: Eukaryota; Viridiplantae; Streptophyta; Magnoliopsida; Apiales; Apiaceae. The transcript has 9 exons. The coding region runs from base 151 to 2121 and encodes 656 amino acids.
UUCAUGUACGUCUCGGUUCUUGAUCAGUCCUCAAGUGCACUUCCACUCUCUCAUUCCAUAAAUAUCAUUUCACACCUUUUAUACAUACAUUCCCUGUGUUGCAUAUUUGCCUUGCAAACCUCUUCAGUAUCCUGAAUAACAAGUUUAGUAAUGGCUGCUACUGAAACGGCUGGUGUACGAUAUGCACCAGAGGACCCCUCUCUUCCUAAACCUUGGAGAGCCCUGAUUGAUGGUAAGACGGGAUUUAUUUACUAUUGGAAUCCAGAUACCAGUGUUACUCAAUAUCAGAAGCCUGUCGCACAAACGAAGCCAGCUUCACCUGAUGCAUCUGUAUCAGUGUCUCUGAGCUCAUCAGUUAAAGAAUCCUCGCAAGUAACAAAUGAUGAUAAUACUGCGGUUGGAGAGGAUAGUGUGAAUGGUAGGGGCAGCAACGGUAGACCAAAUCUUGUUUCUGGUGAAAUAAGUUACCAGGGUGCCCGGAAAGAACAAGAUCAACCCAAUAUCCCACAUGGCUCAGGUGGUUCACUGCAGCGCGAAUCUUCUGGCCGAGUUAAUGGGUUGUCAGCUAUCGCAGAUGGUCCAGCUGUCAGAGAUGGUCCAUCUGCCGAGUCUUAUCGCCGCCAACAUGAAAUAACUGUAACUGGAGACAAUGUGCCCCCACCAUUUACAUCAUUUGAAGCUGUUGGUUUACCUCCAGAUAUACUUAGAGAGGUACUCCAGGCUGGGUUUUCUGCCCCUACUCCCAUACAAGCACAAUCAUGGGCUAUUGCUUUCCAAAGUCGUGAUAUAGUAGCCAUUGCUAAGACUGGUUCCGGGAAAACCUUGGGAUACUUGAUGCCAGCCUUCAGGCAUCUCAAACGAUGUCACAAUAAUCCCAAGUUGGGUCCCACAGUUUUGGUGUUGUCACCUACCAGGGAAUUGGCAACACAGAUUCAAGAUGAAGCUGAAAAGUUUGGGAGUUCUUCAAAAAUAUCUUGCACGUGCUUGUAUGGAGGAGCACCAAAGGGUCCCCAACUGAAAGACUUAGAAAGAGGAGUAGAUAUUGUUGUUGCUACUCCGGGCCGUUUAAAUGAUAUCCUACAGAUGGGAAGAGUGAACCUUGGGCAGAUAUCAUACAUGGUUCUGGAUGAGGCUGACCGCAUGCUGGACAUGGGGUUUGAGCCACAGAUUAGGAAGAUUGUAAAAGAGAUCCCUGCACGGCGGCAGACCCUCAUGUACACUGCAACAUGGCCAAAGGAGGUACGGAAAAUUGCAGCUGAUUUGUUAGUUAAUCCGGUCCAAGUGAACAUUGGCAAUGUUGAUGAACUUGUUGCAAACAAGUCUAUUACACAGCAUGUGGAGAUCAUCCCACCAAUGGAAAAACAAAGAAGGGUAGAACAGAUUGUGAGAUCUCAAGAACCAGGAUCUAAAAUCAUCAUUUUUUGUGCUACAAAGAAAAUGUGUGAUCAGCUUUCUAGGAACUUAAGUCGUCACUUUGGAGCUGCAGCUAUUCAUGGUGAUAAAAAUCAGAGUGAGAGAGACGAUGUACUGAACAAGUUCCGCACAGGCAGCUGUCCAAUUCUGGUCGCCACUGAUGUUGCAGCUCGUGGAUUGGAUGUCAAAGACAUAAGGGUGGUGAUCAACUAUGACUUCCCUAAAGGAAUUGAGGAUUAUGUUCAUAGAAUUGGAAGAACUGGAAGAGGUGGUGCCACUGGAGUGGCUCAUUCAUUUUUCGGGGAUCAGGAUGCAAAGCAUGCCUCAGAUCUCAUAAAAAUUUUGGAAGGAGCAAAUCAGCGAGUGCCAGAUGAAAUCCGAGGUAUGGCUUCAGGUGGCGGAUUUGGAAGGUCUAGAAGCCAAUGGGGUAGUGGUCCAGGUAGGAGUUAUGAUUCAGGAUAUGGUGGAAGGGAUGGUUUUGGGAACGAGUCACGCGACAGUAACAAAUAUGGAGGUGGCAGAAAUGAGGUCGAUGCCCCAGGAAGCUAUCAUGCAAAGAGCUUUCAUGAAGGCAUGGUUUCCCUUCCACAGAAGCGAAGCCGUAGUAGAAGCCCCACUGGGGGUGCUCACCGUUUUGACAGUUCGUCACAAGCACAAGAUGGCACUCAGGUGCAUAGUUUUCAUAAAGCCAUGAUGGAGUGGGUUUGAUUACAAGAGUCCCUUGAAUAUUGUAGUAGAUGCAUACAUAAGGGAAAGAAGUUAUUUUGCUAGCAUCUGGACGUCUACUUUGCCCUUAAUAUGCAAGUCCAAAAUUUCCCUAGAUUUUGGAACUUUCAAGUGCUAAGAGUUAUGUGGUUUGUUGAUAUUUUUAUCAGACAUUACUAGUUGCUGGUGCUUUGGGUAAAGCAGGUUAUGGUGGAUAGACAUUAGUCAUUACUAGUUGCUGGUGUUUUGGGUAAAGCAGGUUGAUACCUUAUGGUAGAUGACAUUGAUCUGCCCUUAUUUUGGAAGAUCCAUCUAUAGAUUAUUAGCUGCAAAUGGGAUCUGGCUGACACGUGUGAAAUAUGGCCUGCUAUAUAUAUACUUGGGAAA